Messenger RNA from Phacochoerus africanus (Common warthog), 3244 nucleotides. RefSeq names its product CEP295 N-terminal like (gene CEP295NL). The record is from RefSeq and is a predicted model, not a curated record. The transcript has a single exon. Lineage: Eukaryota; Metazoa; Chordata; Mammalia; Artiodactyla; Suidae. Gene Ontology annotation, cellular component: cytosol; centriole; centrosome. Gene Ontology annotation, biological process: regulation of centriole replication. Bases 1032 to 2354 code for a protein of 440 amino acids.
ACAACGCUGGAUCCUUAACCCACUGAGCGAGGCCAGGGAUCAAACCUGCAACCUCAUGGUUCCUGGUCGGAUUCGUUAACCACUGCGCCACGACGGGAACUCCAGGACCCAGCUCCUUAGCCCGCAAAUCAGGCCAUUUUUGACACCAGCUGCAGUCAACCGACUUAACACUCUUUUGGUGUAAAUGCACCUCCUUUUGGAAGGCCCAGGGGAGCACACGUGCCUGCCUAAUGCCAGAGAGCCACGAGAAAAGAAAUACCACCAGCACGCCCCCCUCUCUGGUUCGCAUUGGAUCCUAGUACAAACGUGCAGGUCAGCACGCUCACCCACACGCACCUCCUCCCAGACACCCAUACGAGCACGCACAUGCGUGCACAUGCGCACACACACACGAUGUGCACACACAUACACGCGCGCACACCCCCUUUCCCAGCAGGUCCCUCCUCCUCCUCCCUUCCUCCUCUUGUUUGUCAGUAGCUCCCUCCAAGGGCCAGGCAUUUGCAGCCCUGCACCUGAACCCUCGCUUGUCUCCCGCGGUGGGAUCUUAACUUCCUCAGCACUGUUGGCGUUUGGGGCCGUCCUCUGCGUUGCAUGAAGUCUUGCAGCCUCCGGGCCCCCACCCGCCAGGAGCCUGAAGCACCCCUCCCUCCAGUUGUGACAACCAAAAUGUCCCCAGACAUGGCCACAUGGCCCUCAGGGCGGCAAAACCACACCCUAUGGGGAAUAGCUGCCCCUCGGGUGUUGUUGAAGGCAAGUGAGACAGAAAUUGGGAGCCUGGGGACAGGCGUCUGGGGUGGGCAUCAAGAGAGUGGUCCAGAGGGACGAGUCUUGGCGCCUGUCCGGCGCUCAGCACCCUGUGCCUUGUCUCCAGGGCUCGCGCUCCUCAGGAUGCUCCCGGCAGCGCCUGCAUCUUCCUGCCUGGGGGGCUUGACUUGGAAGAGCCGUGGCUCCCCGGCCCCCAGUGUCCUUGAAGUCCACUCGUGGCUCCCACCACCUUCCCCCCAAAACCAGUAUCUGCAAAGGCCCCCAACAUGAAGAGGAACGCGGAGAGCGCUGCUCCACGGAGCCCCGGUCCUGACAACGAAGCCUUGCUUUUGAGGCAGAAGCAGAAAUUGCUGCAGGCCCGAGAGGAAGAUCAGCCGCUGCAGAGAGGACAGGACCUCGAGCAGCUGCAGAGCCAGCUGCUGUGGCGCUUGGCCGAGGAGUUGAAGGCAGGGUGGCGGGAGGCCCCAGACCAGCGAGGCCGAGGCUUGGAGAGGCUGGGCGUAGCCUGUCUGUCGGGGCUUGGGGGCGGACGGGCCGAGGACCGUGACCCUGACUCGGAGGGCUCGGCCCUGCACAGGGCAGCCGGGCCGCCCAGGGCCAGGAGGAAGCACAGAGCAGCCGUGCAGCAAGAGAAGGGUCCCAGGAAAGGGCUGGCGCCUCGGCAGCCUUGGUGCGCCACGUCCCGGAGGAGAGCAGGGGACCAGGAGUGGCAGGGAGCCUCCAGGCCCGCGGGCCCAAUUCUUCCUCCCCCAAGCCCCCCAGAGAGAAAUAAAGGAAAACGAGUGCUUUCCAUGAAGACCGGAGGGGGCCGCCGCCCCCCGGACCCUGGGCUGAGCAGGCGGACGGAUAUGGGGGAGAUCAGACGCCUGGAGGAGAGGGAGAAGGAGGCGGCCCAGGGGGGCAGGAGGCAGCCGGGGAAGGCGGCUCGUCUAGUUCAAGGCCCAAAGCACAAGGGUCUGGAUCAGAGUCCCAAGGGCAAAGCUGACGACCAGGAACAGCUGUGGCCAGUUGGCACCAACCCCAGAAGGGGGGCCUCGCUGCCCGGGAAGCUCAGUGACAAGAGCAGGUGGCAGAGAGAGCUGCAGUUUGCCUUCGAAGCGUUGUUUAAUACAAACAGGAAGCUGAAAAGACACCUGAACUUGCACCUGGACCCCAAGCCUCGGACGAACCGGAGCCCCAGUGAAGAGCAGGGCUUCUUGGAGAUGCAGACACCAAGAAGGAAGAGCCAGAGAGAGAAGGACGCAAGAGAUGCCCAGACAGACGUGGUGCCUGCCGGGGAACCCACGAGUCCAGUGGCGCUGGACGCCCACCUGUUGCCGUCCAAAACCAGCCUGGAGAAGUUAUUAAGCAAGCUGGAGAGCCAGGAGCACCGCAGGAUGGCCAAGGGCCUGAUGAAGAAUGAGAGGAGACUCUGGUCUCCCGGGGCAGGCACGUGUACCGGCGGAAAGACCCUGCUCUCCUGCAGCCCGGAAUCUGGACAGGCGCCCCCCAGACCAGACGUGCUGGCACAGGGCCCCCUGCAGCCUCACCCGCAAGAACAGGCAGGCAGAGUGAGCUCGAUGGCAUCGAGGCAGGGGCAGGAGAUGUAGACGGGGCAGAGAAGACCAGAGCAGCUCGAGCAAAUCCAACACCCCAAGCCAAGCUUGGAGGCCGAUCUCCAGACAGAGCUGGAAGACGAGACAGAAGAGAGACCAGCUCGUCUGGUUCACCUGAAGCCUGACUCCCCUGCGGACGGGGAGACAGAAGGAGGCUAUGACUGCAGCCCCGUUUCUCCCUUGGCCAGCAUCGUCGAUGGUGACAGCCACAGUCAGGUGAUCCGUGACCUUCAACAGCAAAUUCUAGAGCAAAACAAGUUGCACUAGCAAUUUCUUGAAGAAGCCAGGAAACGCUUGCAAGCGUUCCAGGGACUGUGUUAAAAGCGAGAGUCCUGCCUGUGGUAAAUACAUCACGGAUGCCUGGGUGUUCUGCCGGAACCGAUACCCAAGUCUGUGUGGUUGAAUUGGCGUCGUCUGCUCAGAAACCAGUGGCCUCUUUAAAAGGUCCACCAGGCGUCAUCCUGUCCUUUGGAGGGAGUCCCUUUGCAGGAAUUGUACCUAUGCCCAAUCGUGCUUUUAAAACUCAGUCCCGUCCAGGGAGGCACCUUAGCAGGAAAACAGGAACCCGUGUGGGGCCCGGUACAGGGCCUGGCCAGGGUCGCGCAGAGGUGCGUCCUGGAGCUGAGGCGGCGUUCAUGUGCCACAGGCCUAGAUGGAAACUCCAGGUGCAUGUAAGUCCUUCAGAUGUUUCAGCCAAGUAAGCCCUGGACUUUUAGGGGUAUCCAGGGUCAGACAGGCACGAUUUCAAAAGAUACAUCAUUUGUUGCUGAGCCACCGGCUGAGACAUUAAAUGGCGAGGUUGAGGGAAAAAUCUCCCAGUCUUUCAAAGCAACACCAUUUAAUAGGCAAAUCCCUUAGUGACAUUCUUGUAACCUUAACGUUAA